Molecule: messenger RNA, 1110 nt
Organism: Closterium sp. NIES-65
Lineage: Eukaryota; Viridiplantae; Streptophyta; Zygnematophyceae; Desmidiales; Closteriaceae
Source: the annotation of a GenBank genome assembly
AUGGUGAAGAAGCGAAAGGCGAAGAACCAGGGCGGGGCUGGCGACAUGGACAUGGGGGACGUCGCCGCGCCUUCCGCCGCGACAUUCUCCGCGGGAGCCGCUAAGGACGUCGCGGCCGCCGGAUUUUCCGUCGCUUCAGCCGCCGUGGGAGGCGCCGAUGCAUCCGGCGAGGCGGGAGGUCCGAUCGCUGGCGGCAACGCGAUGGUCUGCCAUGCGCGCCCCUCUCACACGAGCGAGGCUUUCCACCAACAGCCACACAAGUCACCCCCCUGUUCCUCCGUGACCUUCCCCCCUCCUCGCGCCUCCCCUACGCUUCCCCUCCUCCACACCCCCCUUCGCCCCCCUCCCCUUUCUCCUCCCCCCCCCCCUCCCCCCCACAAACUCUCUCCGCCACCCCUCCUCUGUCUCAUUUGCCUCCCGUUCUCCCCGUUUCCUUCCGCACCCCCCAUUCCCCACCCUUUCCCCUCAGACACAAGUGAGACUAUGGGGUUCACAGUGACUAAGGCGCACAAGUCACCCCGCUGUGUGCCCCAUCCUUCCGGGGCCCCCUCCCCCUCCCCUCUCUCCUCCGCUCACCCCCUUCCUCCCCUCCCCCAUUCCUCCCCUCCCCCCCUCCCUCCCCUCCCCCACUCCUCCCCUCCCCCACUCCUCCCCUCCCCCACUCCUCCCCUGCCCCUUCUCCUCCCCUGCCCCCUCUCCUCCCCUCCCCCACUCCUCCCCCCCCCCCAUCAGACACGAGUGAAGCGAUGGGGUUCACGGUGGUCAAGGCGACGGCUGGGAACGCCCUCAGGCGUCUCCUCUUCUCCCACACCCCCUUCCUCUCCAUACCCCAUCCCCCGCUUUCCAGACACGAACACGAGUGAGACGAUGGGGUUCACGGUGAUCAAGGCCUCGGCUGAGAGCGCUCGCAGCACACCCGCUCUACCAGCCAUAAGACUGCAAAAGGCCACUCUCUCUGCAAAGGCCACACUCUCUCUUGCAAGCAGUGCGGAUUCUGUUCAGUUGCAUGCCCCUUCUGUUCUUAUCAACCUCAUGCUCCUCAACUCACCUUCUCACACUGACAUACAUCAACCAUCUCCCCACACUGACAUGUUAGAUUUGGUGCGUUAA